This is a messenger RNA of Colius striatus (speckled mousebird), 792 nucleotides long. Its product is annotated as DNA-(apurinic or apyrimidinic site) endonuclease-like. Gene Ontology annotation, biological process: base-excision repair. Gene Ontology annotation, molecular function: double-stranded DNA 3'-5' DNA exonuclease activity; DNA-(apurinic or apyrimidinic site) endonuclease activity; DNA binding. The transcript has 3 exons. Bases 1 to 792 code for a protein of 263 amino acids. The record is from RefSeq and is a predicted model, not a curated record. Gene Ontology annotation, cellular component: nucleus. NCBI's taxonomy places the organism in Eukaryota, Metazoa, Chordata, Aves, Coliiformes, Coliidae.
AUGGGCUGGGACACUGCGACGAAUCGGUCUCUGGUUGGUGACCCCGAGCUGGACGCCAAGGGCCGCGUGCUGACGGCCGAGUUCCCUGCCCUGCGCGUUGUCUGCAUCUACGUGCCCAAUUCCAGGCGAGGCCUGGGCCGCCUGAGCUUCCAGCAGGCCUGGGACGAGCGCUUCCGCUCCUUCGUGUCCCAGCUGGACCGGUCCAAACCGCGACCUUCUGUGCCACUCAAGCCCGUUUUUAUCCCCCCGUGUGUCCCCCCAGCAGGUGACCCCGAGCUGGACGUCGAGGGCCGCGUGCUGAUGGCCGAGUUCCCUGCCCUGCGCGUCGUCUGCGUCUACGUGCCCAACUCUGGGCGAGGCCCGGGCCGCCUCAGCUUCUGGCAGGCCUGGGACGAGCGCUUCCGCUCCUUUGUGUCCCAGCUGGACCGGUCCAAACCGGUCGCCAUCUGCGGCGACCUCAACGUCGCCCACCAGCCCUUGGACCUGAUGAACUCGUCGGGGAACAAGAGGAGCCCCGGGUUCACGCGGGAGGAGAGGGAGGCGUUUGGGGAGCUGCUGGGGGCGGGCUUCCUCGACAGCUUCUGGGUGUUUAACCCCUCGCUGCCCAACGCCUUCACCUUCUGGACCUACCUGAGUGGGGCCAGGGCCAGGAACGUGGGCUGGAGGCUGGAUUACUGCCUGUGGUCCCAGAGGGGCAGGAAGGAUCUGUGCGACAGCAGGAUCGAGCAGCGGGCCCAGGGCAGCGACCACUGUCCCAUGGGGAUCUACCUGGCGCUGGAGGGGGCAGGCUGA